CCAGCAGCCCGCGCGCCGCCGCCAUUUUACCGCCCCUCCUCACUCGCGUCCCGCCCCUCACACCGCGGCUCGCACAAGGGCCGCCACCGCCACGUGACGCGCGGCCCCGCCCGCGCCGGGGACGGUCAGCAGCAGCUGGUGGCGGUGACCAGAGCCCCGGCGAGCCGGGGCGCUCCGCCUUCCUACGGCACAGGGCAGCACCGGAGCCGGUGGGCGGCAGGCUGGGAAUGGAGUGCAUAGUUUGCAUGUCAGCAGUGGGACACCUUACCAAAACAAAGCAUCCAUGGGACUGUUGUCUAAUCAAUGACUUCUAAGUGCAGGAGCUGCUAGAUUGGAAACAAGUGCUACAAGAUGCCAAGUGAGGUGCUUGAGAGCAGCAGUGGGAUGGAGGAGACCAUGCAGAAAGAGAGCAAGUCUGGAAGCCAGAGCCCUCACCACGGCUCCAUGAGAAGGGCUGUGGCAACCAGUGUCACCUUUGAUGGGGAAGCCACUAUGGACCGGAGGAAAAAGAAGAAGAAAGAGUCCCGUCCUGAGUCAAUAAUAGUGUAUCGGUCAGAGAAUGAGAACAAGGUGGAAGAAGAACGGGUGGAUGAAGAAGGAGGGGAGAGGAGCUCUGAGGAAGGCUCCAAGUUCCUGGGUCAGUCCAUGGCAGAUGGUGUCUGGAACAUGCCUUUAGACAGCCGAUACGUCACUUUGACUGGAACAAUCACCAGGGGAAAGAAGAAGGGUCAGAUGGUGGACAUCCAUGUCACACUAACGGAGAAAGAGCUGCAGGAACUGGCUAAGUCAAAGGAACCUCCUAAAGAGAACGUACCUGAGAAGAAGAAGAAAUGUGAUGUUGGGCUGGACAGGGGGCCUCACAUCGUCCUCUGGACCAUCAUCUGCCUCCCCAUCAUUUUUGUAGUGUCCUUCGUGGUUUCAUUCUACUAUGGAACCAUUACAUGGUACAACAUCUUCUUGGUGUACAAUGAAGAGAGGACCUUCUGGCACAAAAUCACCUUUUGUCCCUUUUUGAUCAUCUUCUACCCAAUUAUAAUUAUGGUUGUGUCUUUUUCCCUAGGCCUGUACUCGGCUGUGGCCCAGGUAGCAUGGUCCUUUGGGUACUGGUGGCAUGCUGUUAGGGAUAUGGAGAAGGGCUUCUGUGGCUGGCUCUGCAGCAAGCUGGGUUUGGAAGAUUGUUCUCCGUACAGCAUUGUCGAGCUGCUAGAUUCUGAUAAUAUCUCAGGUAGUCUCUCUGGCAAGAGCUCUGCACAGGGGGUUGAGACCUCAGCAGUCUGAGCCUUUUUCCUGGCUGACUAUUUUGGUCAUAUGUGAGUGGUUUUCACCUAGAAAAUAACAUGCUGAUUUUUUAAACGUGUAUAUAUAUAUAUAUUUAAACACAAACUUAAUGAAUAAAAUAUUGGGCUGGGAGUGGCCUUUAAAUGUCACAGAAUGCAAUCGUGCUAGCUUCACAUGGUCUGGAUGGGGAGGUGCAUGGCUCUCCAAGGAUUUGUCAUCUGUUUUAGCUAAUUACAACUUCUGGGAAUCCAGGUCUGUGGGGUUUGGGCUGUUUGUGGGGUGGCAGAGAUAUACACUGAAAAGUCCACUUCUGUAAAGUUAGACUUUACUUUUAGGGAAUGAGACAUAACAGUGACCUGUCAAUUCAGUGAAAAGAAGUCUCUACUCGGGGGAUGACCUUCAGGAGCUAGGAAAUCAUUCAGAGGUGAAGGCUAAAUUGCAAAAUGUAAUCUUCCUGCAGUUUUCCUAGAAAGGGUCCUCUUCCAGUCCUUCCAACAAGUGCAACAAACCUUCCAGGUAGGCUAACUGCUUAGACACUGUUGGAGUUUGAAAAACAGACCACUACAAUAGUUGUGCCCAGCCUUUCACUGGGAGAGGACAGCACAGCCUCUGACAAAGGCACGUGACCUCCACGCUGACCUGAAACACACCCACCACAUGAUGGAAGAAUAGGGCUUUCUCUGUGGUGCAGUGCACAGGUCACCAGGCACCCUCAGGAGAUGGUAGCUGCACAGAUAGGUGCUUAGGACACACCUGCAUUUGAUAUCUUGAUAGGUCCACUGUUAGGAAGGAAUGGACUGCAAGAGUCGUAUGCAGUGUGCAGCUCAAACAGUUGCAUUAUAGGGAAGAAACAUCUGCUCUGAGGAAAGGUGAUGAGUUUGCAUGUGACUGCAACGCAAGUGUGGACUGGCGGCACCUGUAUUUAGGGAAGUGGAGUGGAAGGUGCUUGGGAUGGGAUAGACUCACUGAAAUAGUCAUUCUUUUUUUCACAUUGCUGUUAUGGAAAAGCUGCUGGACCUUCCCUUUCAGAACAGGGGUGUCCCUAAGCCUGUCUUUUUGUGCCAGUGCAAACUGCAUUGGUGUCUCAACUCUGGAAAUCUACAUUCCCCAUACACUCCUGGUUAAUUAUAUGAAAGAACAAUGGAUUAGACAUCCUCCUCCCCUCGUGUCUCAUUUUCAUAAUUGUUUACCCUCCUUUUGGGACUUUGCAUGGCAUCUUAGUGGGCUCCCACACCAGGCUGAGGUGGCCACAGUAGGCUGGAGAAAUUUAAAUUGUCUCUAAAAAAAUGGCUAGCAGAAAAGUUAUUUUUCUGGAUUGACUCUUGUGGUUUUGGCCUGAGGAGGAUAUGAUGAAAAUAAAAGAAAGGUAUUAUGGACUGGAAUGGGGACUUAGUUACACAUCUGAAACAUGUUUGAUUUUCUGAGUGCUCUAGUUCAGCUGGUGCUGCUAGAAAGUCUGGCUCAGCCCCAACCCAGAGGAGCCCACCAUUUGCAUGCGUGUAGGUAGAUAAUUUGUAGUGUGCAGUCAGUCAGGCUGCACAGUCACUCAUGUCUGUAUAGGUGUUUCACUUCCCCAGUCUCCCUACCAGAAGGGGAGCUGCUCUAGUUUUAGAAUGGCGAAGAGAAGCAUUCAGAAGAUGGAUUUCACAGCAACUAAUGCUUCGUGUUGCAUUUCAGGGAUAGGGUUAAGACUACUGACUGGCUGUCCUGGUUAGGACAUCUGGGAACCUGUGACAUAUAGAAAAGUCCAUCAACGCUCCAGGCCUGACACUGAGAAAUAAGUAAAAAGUCCCUGCUGCAUCCUUAGUCCAACUCUCUGGAAGGUCCAGCCAAAGCAGCCUUUUAGUGCUGGCUUGAGGAUUAACAGUGAGUAGUGUACAAGCCAAAUAUCCAGAGCAGGCUUGGCCCCCACUUUACAGGUACAGCCAGGCUGUGUUUGCUGCUUCCUGAUGCACAGCUUUCAGUUUUUACUGGCUAAGUCUUUAAAGGCAAUGACCAACUUCCAGGAAACAGGAAAAAAACAAAAGACCCCAACCUGUGAGGGAAUGGCAGGUAAUUCAGUGGGGUUCAAAGAGGCUGACAUAUGCCCAGGACUGGUUCAAGCAGUGAAAUGCCUUUCACAGGGCUGUUUCAGUCAGGAAGCUUGAUAUGCCUCUGAAUUAACAGAAACUGAGAAUAGGUCAUAGAAUUCUAGAAUCAUAGAAUAGUUUGUGUUGGAAGGGACCUUUAAAGGUCAUCUAGUCCAGCCACCCUGUAGUGAGCAGGGACAUCUUUAACUAGCUCAGGUUGCUCAGACAGCCAUCCAACCUGGCCUUGAAAGUUUCGAGGGAUGGGGCAUCUACUACCUCUCUGGGCAACCUGUUCCAGCAUUUCAUAACCCUCACUGUAAAAAAUUUUCUUCCUUAUAUCUAGCCUAAAUCUACCCUCCUUUAGUUUAAAACCGUUACCCCUUGUCCUAUGGCAACAGGCCCUGCUAAAAAGUCAUGCCAGUCCUGGCAGUCUGCAGUGACCCAGCGCAGCCAGUCUGCUUAAUACUCCACAUGGAAAUCACAGGCUCCCACAUGGCUGAAGGGUGGGAAGAAGUGAUGCUUAACAAGCAUUAAUGGGAAGGAAGGCCUGCUGGCAAGUGUUCUCACGCUUUGCCUAGAGGGACACUGCUGGCAUGAAAGGGUUGGAUUGUCUAUCUUGGCCCCAACAUGCAGCGAACAAGUGGGUUUGGGGGAAGGAUGGCUGGCAAGUGUGCAUUGCUGCAGAGGGAGAAAACCCCAUUCAGCCAUCCCUGCCAAACAGCAGCUGUUCAAGGCUAGACGAAUGGGGUCAGUAGCACAAAGAGCCUUCACUUACAGAGGCCUCGAAUGAUAAAUACUAGCUCAUUACAGAAUACAGCCAUGUGAAAUGUCUGCUGGGCUGCAGGAUUUGCUUUCAGACUUGCAAACAGCCUGCCAGAGCGGAGACAAAACCAGAUCUGUGCCUCUUACUGCUAUGUAAACACAAAGGAGCAUCAGAGAAAUCAUAUUACCCUCCCUCUGCCAUGGCAGCUAUGCUUCUGGGUUUGGAAGCCGCCUUUUCGGGGAUAUACUGAAACACUCCAUCGUGUGUUUUCUACUUCUUUACACUUAACCAAGCUUGCCUGUGCUCCUGCCGAAGUCAGGGUGUUCUGCCAUUGAUUUUGGUGGGGGCUAGUUUAAGCUUGGGGUUAGUUCUGGUGCUAUUUGUAAAAGUUUUAUUCAAACUUUUCUCAAAACAACUCUGGAUAGCUUUCUCUCUUGCCCAUAUCCCCCAAAGCGGUUUGCCUGCUGCAAAAUAUAUAAUCAUAAUCACUUGUUGUAAUAGAAAAAAGCACAAAUUUUUGUCUUGUUCUACCCUUGCUUUCAGAAACUCAUGAGUAAUUUCUGCUUAUGUGCCACUGUCAAAUUGCAGGGAAUUCCAGUUAUUCUGAUUGUCGAGUGUGUUUCUGGCUACUCUAGUCUGGAUGUUUUUUUUUUUAAGUAAAGAUAAUGUGUGUUUGCUGAUUAUUAUUUUUAAUUGCAUCCCCUUUUCCCAUCCUUGCUGGCCUGGGUGGAGAAUAAAGAUGUACGUGGCUUUAGAAGA
Phalacrocorax carbo (great cormorant) is the source of this 4869-nucleotide messenger RNA. The record is from RefSeq and is a predicted model, not a curated record. NCBI's taxonomy places the organism in Eukaryota, Metazoa, Chordata, Aves, Suliformes, Phalacrocoracidae.